Colletotrichum siamense is the source of this 507-nucleotide messenger RNA. RefSeq lists its product as uncharacterized. NCBI's taxonomy places the organism in Eukaryota, Fungi, Ascomycota, Sordariomycetes, Glomerellales, Glomerellaceae. The record is from RefSeq and is a predicted model, not a curated record. The transcript is spliced from 3 exons. Bases 1 to 507 code for a protein of 168 amino acids.
AUGUAUCUGUCCUGGCAAAUCCUCAUAUGGAUCGCAGCAUUGAUUUCCACCUCAGUGGCUGGAGUCAUUCCCACGAGCGACGGCAGUCACUUCAACAAGGAAUCGGACCUCAUUACAAGCAUUCAGCAGGAGCUUGUUGCUCAUGGAGCAGCACCCAAAAUCGAGGAAGUCACCAAGCUGGCCGUGGCUACGGCCCUUGGGGAACGAUCAAUUGAUGCUUCGAUUGAAGCAUCUUCCAGAGACACGGGUACGAUGGUUAUCGGCAGCAACCCAGUCAUUGACGUGGUGAGGGAAAGCCCGGAAUCAAUGAAUGAUCCCCAGUCAUACGAUGUCAUCGUUCGAGACCUUGAUGGAAGCGGUGUGACUAAUAUUACAAUGGAGUCGCUUGACAAGAGAUCCAUCGACUGGAUAUGGGAUAUCUCAGGUUUUAGCCGAAAGAUGAUAUGCUGUGUGAGCACCCUCCCCCUUUUCGAUCUCCAGCAGAUGCAAUCGGGUAUGGCGGACUAA